This is a messenger RNA of Trichoderma reesei QM6a, 1569 nucleotides long. RefSeq lists its product as uncharacterized. NCBI's taxonomy places the organism in Eukaryota, Fungi, Ascomycota, Sordariomycetes, Hypocreales, Hypocreaceae. The coding region runs from base 1 to 1569 and encodes 522 amino acids. The transcript has a single exon. The record is from RefSeq and is a predicted model, not a curated record.
AUGAUCUUGACGGUGCCGCUGGCAAUCAUCGUCUUUGCGGCUACCUACCUGCCCGUCAUCCUCGAUCCCACGGACAGAAAUCCCGAGAGCCGUGCUCGUGAUCGUCUUUGGGUCAGCAGCAGUCCCUACUUCUGGGAUCGCCAAGCCUGCCGAUGGUUUAGUCUGUGUGGUCUGCACCACCUUCGAAGGGACCCAGCAGUGCUCCCGCCCCUCGAGGAUGAACCCGAAGAUGAGCUGAGGCUUGAAUUGCGCAAGCGCAUGGAUCGAACUUGGGAGGAGGAUGCUGAAUUGAAUGCGCAAGAGGCCGACGGUCGACGGAGUAAGAGGUCGGACAAGAAGAGAAACCCACAGGAGCGGCGCAAGAUCUUGAGGGAAGUUCCCCAGUAUGUCCUCAAGCAUGCGCCGCUGGUCCACCUCUACUCUGGCGAGCAGUUCUGGCCUUCGGACAUUCGCGAGCACAUUGAGCACAUGAUUGUCACGGUCGACCACAAGCGAGUCAACCUGACCGAAAAAGUAUCCCUGCACAACUUGCAGGCUCUCAACAAGUACGAAAAGCGCAUGGUCACCCUUCACAGCGUCGAGGAUGUCGAAUCUCGACCCAAGUGGCUGCACAGCCAUGACAACCUGCCGGUUCCCUUUGAUGACCCCAAUGCUUCAACGCCGCCCUCCUUGGGAAGCGGCAAGAAGGUGCACAGCGAGCCCGACACCUGGUUCGAUGUCGACAAGAAGCACCCCGUGCAUCGCAUCUCAGAUCCCCGAAACAAGAAUGUACCCGCGUACGCUCCUACACCCGCACCCGGCAAAGAGCAGCAGCGCAUUGUUCCCCGCGGUCACAAGCCCGAUCCCGAUGGCUACUCGAAGGCGCCAGCUACUCUUGUCCUGGUCGACAAGGGGUCGGGCAUCAUCGAUGCCUUUUGGUUCUUCUUCUACAGCUACAACCUAGGACAGACUGUCCUUGGCUUGCGAUUCGGCAAUCAUGUGGGCGACUGGGAGCACUGCAUGGUGCGCUUUCAGAACGGGGUGCCCCGUGGUAUCUUCUUCUCCGAGCACGAGGGUGGUCAGGCGUACGCUUGGGAGGCGGUUGAGAAGCGCGGCGACAGGCCCGUCAUCUACUCUGCCGUCGGCUCUCAUGCCAUGUAUGCCCUGCCUGGCAGCCAUCCCUACGUCUUGCCCUUCAAACUGCUCAAGGAUGUUACGGACAAGGGCCCGUUAUGGGAUCCCGCGCUGAACAACUAUGCCUACUUCUACGACUACACGCGCGAAGACCCCAAGGACACCAUCGAGCAUGAGGACGGCAUUGCGGAGAAGGGGCUCCUGCACGACACGCACAGCUUCACUCCCGCUGCGUCCAAUCCGGAUGCUCCGACUACGUGGCUGCACUUCCAGGGCCGUUGGGGCGACGAGGUCUACACUCUCGCCGAUCCUCGACAGUGGCGUCUUUUUGGCCAGUACCACUACGUGACAGGGCCUGCCGGACCCAAGUUCAAGAAUCUCGAGCGCCAAACGCUUUGUCCGGCCAGGAACUGCCGCCUGUUGUAUGAGGUUGAUCCCAAGGGCACCUGGUACUAG